AUGUACCGGGCUGAGGUACCUGCAUACGGAGCCCUGGUGCAGAUUGUGAAGCAAGUCGAUAGCGAUGUGCUCACCGGGGAAGGCAAGAGCUCCAACGCCCUGCCACUUCGGCAUCAACUCGAGAGACACGGCGCGAUAAGACUCGGCACAGAUCAGGAAUUGAGGGACGUCACAAGACUGUUCGCGGUGAUGGGGAUGUAUCCCGUGGGCUACUACGAUCUGCGCGUCGCUGGAAUCCCGCUGCAUGCUACCGCAUUUCGGCCUGUAAGGGAAGACUCGUUGGUUCGAAAUCCUUUCAGAGUGUUUACUUCAGUCCUGCGGAAAAGCUCGGUACCGGAAGAGACCAGGAAGCUUGCUGAGGCUGCACUGGUGAAGCGGAGUCUUUUCAGUGAGAGAUUAUUAGAACUCGUUACCGUUGCAGAACGCGGAGAGCCUAUGACUGGUCGGAGCGCCGAGGAUCUUAUAGCUGAAGCUUUGAAAAUCUUCAAAUGGCAUUCUCGAUCCACUGUGGCGCUCAAUGACUAUCUUCGACUCAAAAAGGAACACCCGAUGAUUGCAGAUAUCGUGUGCUUCCCCAGCGCCCAUAUCAACCACCUAACCCCGCGAACUCUGGAUAUUGAGCUUGUUCAGAAAAGAAUGGUUGAGCAGGGUCUACCAGCAAAAGAAAGGAUCGAGGGCCCCCCUGUCCGUAAUUGUCCCAUUCUACUCCGCCAGACGAGCUUCCAAGCGCUGGAAGAGCAAGUCCAAUUUUUAGGCAUCGACGGUGCAUUCCUCCAGGGCACGCAUACUGCUAGGUUUGGUGAGGUCGAGCAGCGUGGCGCAGCUCUUACCCGGAGGGGUCGAGCGUUGUACGAUCAACUACUACAACAGGCUAUCCUUGAAAACGAAACCGACCCGGUCCGCACAGGAAAAGGCUUUGAUCUCAUUCUCAAAGAGGCAUUCUCGAAAUUUCCUGACUCUUGGGAGGAGCUGCGGUCUGAGGGAUUGGUGUAUUUCCGCUAUCAGGUAACCCCAAAAGGCAUAAGUAUGGAGUCCCUGUUGGAUCCGACAGCCCACAAACGUCAAGCUAGAAUCACGCAACUGCUCUCGCGGGGAUCUAUAGAAUGCGCUCCCAUUACCUAUGAAGACUUCUUGCCUCUAUCCGCUGCGGGCAUAUUCAAGUCAAACCUUGGAGAUGAGCCGGUAAGGCUGUUGACAGAGCUCAAUGAGAACGGCUUGAGAGAGCUCGAAGGAGCCUUGGGUCGCAGGAUCUUGGACCCAUUUGAGCUCUACGAGGAGCUAGAGCAGGAUAGUAUAAGGGAAUGCCGGGAGAUGUUGUGUCUAGACGAUAUUCUACUGUACUAA
Messenger RNA from Exophiala aquamarina CBS 119918, 1344 nucleotides. RefSeq lists its product as uncharacterized. The transcript has a single exon. Lineage: Eukaryota; Fungi; Ascomycota; Eurotiomycetes; Chaetothyriales; Herpotrichiellaceae. Gene Ontology annotation, molecular function: oxidoreductase activity. The record is from RefSeq and is a predicted model, not a curated record. The coding region runs from base 1 to 1344 and encodes 447 amino acids.